AUGAUAGAUCCAGAAUUUGAAACAGUAAAUAUUUUAUUAACACAGAGUCCAUGUGGAAAACUUCACGCUGACAGAAUAACAGACGUUGAAGCACUCACCGGCUAUAAAGUUUGUCCAUAUUGUAAAGAAGAAGUUUAUUCUAUCCGCGAUGAUCCAGAAAGGAAAAACCAAAGAAGAUUUUUAAAGCAUUGUGAGAAAUGUAAAGAAAAUAAUGGGAGAUUAAUUCAAGACGUUCAGUUGCAAAAGACACAGCAACCAUAUGCACCACAUAUUACGAAACAGAAGAUAUAUCAGUGGUUAUUAGCUCACAAUUUGCAGAAAUAUUAUAAACCGACAAGAUAUUAUAUUACUUUUGACUUUGAAACAUUAGAGACUAAAGAAGAAUUACAACUUUCUGAGUGUGCAACUUUGAAUGCUUACUUAAAACCAUUCAUGGUAUCAUCAACGGUUAAAUUAAAUGAUAAAACGUAUACGAGGAAUUUUUGUUUAACUUCAAGUGAUUCUUUUAUUUCUGACUGGAUUGAAUUUUUAUUUUCAACCUGUUCAUUAGUUGUUGAAUCAAAUAUGAAACAAUACGAUGAAUUAUUGAAGCCGCAAACGGCGGGGACUUUGUCCCAUACAUUAAAUGAAAAACAGAAGGAAGCAUUUAAAGAACUUCUAGAUGAGGAAUUCAAUAAAGUGAAUAUCAUAGGUUUUAAUUCGGGAAAGUUUGAUUUAAAUUUAAUUCUUCGUGAUUUAAACACUGCAAAAUGGAAAAUAAAAUCAAUGCUGGGUUCAUCUUCACAAUUUAAGCAAGUCAUAGUAAAGAAAGUAAACUGUCCAUAUGAAUUAAGAUUUAUUGACAUCAGAAAUUAUAUAGCGGGUGGAACAUUAGACCAAUUCACUCAAAAUUUCGGAAACAAUAAAAUACGUGUUAAAUCCUUUUUCCCUUAUCAAUUCAUCACAUGGAAGAAUUACGAAGAAGAAUUAUAUAAAGUGGAACCAUUCACUCAAGAUUCAUUUUAUUCAGCAUUAACCCAAGAAACUAUAUCAGAUAGUGAUUAUCAAAUAUAUCUCAAUGAUGCUAAAAACUUUAAGAAUAGAUUAGAAUAUUUUAUUCAUUAUUGCAAUAAAGAUGUUGAAAUUAUGAUUGACCCAAUCGAUAAAAUUAUUGAAGAAACAUUUGUUUAUAAAAUUGAUAUGCUUCAUAAUCUUUCUUUAUCAUCGAAUGCUUCAAUGAUUCGUUACGCUUUAGCAUAUAAAGACUUUAAUCCUAAUGAAAAAUAUCCUGAGGAAGAGAUAGAAUCAAGUUUUGAAUUAACGAAAAAGUAUUGGAAAUAUAAAAUUGAAUCAUAUAAGAAACAAGAUGAAAAAGCAGAAAGGGAUAUUAAAAAUAAUGUUUCAAUGGAUGAUUUUCAAUACUAUCACGAUUUAAUCCUUUCAUCUAA
Messenger RNA from Trichomonas vaginalis G3, 1427 nucleotides. Its product is annotated as DNA/RNA polymerase superfamily. Gene Ontology annotation, molecular function: nucleic acid binding. The transcript has a single exon. The annotation marks the transcript as partial. NCBI's taxonomy places the organism in Eukaryota, Parabasalia, Trichomonadida, Trichomonadidae. The record is from RefSeq and is a predicted model, not a curated record.